UGCAGUGUGCGCGGAGGCUUCGGUGCGCUCUCGGAGCUGCGCUCCUGAAGUUGUGGGGAAUCGAGCAGGAGAAAAGUAGACGCCCGCGUUUCCCACAUUCCUGUCAGCUGGAAGGAUAAUCAAAGCGGGGGACGCCUGGCGGGGGGAAGAGGACUUUGUGGCUUUUAUUUGAGAGACCAAGCAAACCCAACAGUAUGAGGUGCAGUUAUGGCAGGCAAGGGUAAGACAGUCGUGAGGACGCUGGAGGAUUUAACGCUUGAUUCUGGUUAUGGUGGAGCCGCGGACUCGGUCAGGUCGUCCAGCGUGUCGCUGUGCUGCUCCGACACGCACCCGUCCUUGCAUGGGGGCAACUGCUGGCAUCUGACGGAAUCCAUGCACAGCCGGCAGAACAGUUUGGACACGGUCAACACCGUCCUGGCGGAGGACACGGAGAUCCUGGAGUGCUCGGGCCAGUGCGCCAAGCUGCCCGAGCUGGAGGACGUGCCGUGGAGCCUGGGCGAGGUGGAGGGCGCGCUGAGGAAAGACGACGAGCUGAUGGUGGGGGAGCCGCCGCCGGAGGUGCUGGCGCGCCUGUCCGCGCUCAUCAGCCGCGCGCUGGUGCGCGUGGCCCGGGAGGCGCAGCGGCUCAGCCUGCGCUACGCCAAGUGCACCAAGCACGAGAUCCAGAGCGCCAUCAAGGUGGUGCUGUCCUGGACCAUCUCCGUCAACUGCAUCACGGCGGCGCUGAGCGCGCUCUCCCUCUACAACAUGAGCACCGGGGACAAGUUCAGCCGCGGCAAGUCCGCGCGCUGCGGGCUCAUCUUCUCCGUGGGGAAGUUCUUCAGGUGGAUGGUGGACAGCCGGGUGGCGCUCAGGAUCCACGAGCACGCCGCCAUCUACCUGAGCGCCUGCAUGGAGAGCCUGUUCCGGGAGGUGUUCAGCCGCGUCCUGCGCAGCGCGCUGGUGGAGAGGGACAACGGAAUCCCCAAAUUCACCCUGGAGUCCCUGGAGCAAGCCAUCAGCAACGACUCGGAGAUCUGGGGUCUGCUGCAGCCCUACCAGCACCUCAUCUGUGGCAAGAAUUCAAGCGGUGUUCUGAGUCUGCCCGAGAGUCUGAACCUGCACCGGGACCAGCAGCGGUCCGGACGCGCCGGCGAGGGUCCGGGCUACACGCAGGCCGAGCUGCGGACGCUGGAGCAGUCGCUGCUCGCCACCCGGGUGGGCAGCAUCGCCGAGCUGAGUGACCUGGUGUCCCGGGCCAUGCACCACCUCCAGCCCCUGCACAUCAAGAACGCCAGCAACGGGACGCCGGUGCACCAGAAGAGCGGCGGCGCCGGCGGCGUGGUGCACUGGGAGCCCGAGGCCCUCUACACCCUCUGCUACUUCAUGCACUGCCCCCAGAUGGAAUGGGAGAACCCCAACGUGGAGCCCUCCAAGGUCACCUUACAGACCGAGAGGCCCUUCCUCGUGCUGCCUCCCCUCAUGGAGUGGAUCCGGGUGGCGGUCGCCCACACCGAACAUCGGCGGAGCUUCUCCGUGGACAGCGACGACGUGCGGCAGGCCGCCCGGCUGCUGCUGCCCGGCGUGGACUGCGAGCCGCGCCAGAUCAAGGCGGAGGACUGUUUCUGCGCCACCAGGAAGCUGGACGCCGCCUCCACCGAGGCCAAGUUCCUGCAGGACCUGGGAUUCAGGAUGCUGAACUGUGGGCGCACGGACCUGGUGAAGCAGGCCGUCAACCUGCUGGGGCCCGACGGCAUCAACAGCAUGAGCGAGCAGGGUAUGACCCCCCUGAUGUACGCCUGUGUCCGGGGGGACGAGGCCAUGGUGCAGAUGCUGCUGGACGCCGGCGCCGACAUCAACAGCGAGGUGCCCAGCACAGUAAACAAGCACCCCUCAGUUUAUCCUGAAACUCGCCAGGGGACGCCUCUCACAUUCGCCGUGUUGCACGGACACGUCCCUGUCGUGCAGCUGUUGCUGGAUAACCGGGCGAAUGUGGAGGGCGCCCUGCAGGAUGGGGCGGAGAACUACACCGAGACGCCGCUGCAGCUGGCCGCCGCCGCAGGUAACUUCGAGCUGGUGAGUCUGCUGCUGGAGCGAGGAGCCGACCCCCUGAUCGGCACCAUGUGUCGAAACGGCAUCUCGUCCGCCCCGCUGGGAGACAUGAACUCCUACAGCCUGGCAGCGGCGCACGGCCACAGGAACGUGUUCCGGAAGCUCCUGUCCCAGUCGGACAAAGACAAGGGGGACGUGCUGUCGCUGGAGGAGAUCCUGGCGGAGGGCUCGGAGCCGGGGGACAAGAGGCUGGCCCCGCAGGCCAACGGCAGAGGGACCCUGCGAACAGGAAAGGCCAGGCUGCGGGCCCUGAGAGAGGCCAUGUACCAUAGCGCAGAGCACGGCCAUGUGGACAUCACCAUAGACAUCCGCAGCUUAGGCGUUCCCUGGACGCUGCACACCUGGCUGGAGUCCCUGCGCACCUGCUUCGUGCAGCACCGCCGGCCGCUGAUCCAGGGCCUGCUCAAGGACUUCAGCUGCAUCCAGGAGGAGGAGUACACGGAGGAGCUCAUCACGCACGGCCUGCCGCUCAUGUUCCAGAUCCUCCGCACCAGCAAGAACGAGGUGAUCAGCCAGCAGCUGUCAGUCAUCUUCACGCAGUGCUACGGGCCGUUUCCCAUCCCCAAGCUGACGGAGAUCAAGAAGAAGCAGACCUCGCGCUUAGAUCCACACUUCUUGAACAACAAGGAGAUGUCGGACGUGACCUUCCUGGUGGAGGGAAAACCUUUUUAUGCACAUAAAGUGUUGCUGUUCACAGCUUCGCCCAGGUUCAAGUCGCUCCUGCAGAACCGGCCGGCGGCCGAAAACACCUGCAUCGAGAUCAGCCACGUCAAGUACAACAUUUUCCACCUGGUCAUGCAGUAUCUGUACUGCGGAGGCACCGAGUCGCUGCACAUCCGGAACACUGAAGUGAUGGAGCUCCUGUCCGCCGCCAAGUUCUUCCAGCUGGAGGCGCUCCAGAGACACUGCGAGAUCAUCUGCUCCAAGAACAUCACCACGGAGACGUGCGUGGACCUGUACAAGCACGCCAAGUUCCUGGGGGCCUCGGAGCUCACGGCCUUCAUCGAGGGCUACUUCCUGAAGAACAUGGUGCUGCUGAUCGAGCUGGACGGCUUCAAGCAGCUGCUGUACGAGCCGCCGCCGCCGCCGCCGUCGCCCGACAGCCCCGCCUCCAGCCCGGGCGUCUGCUCCGACAUCCUGCUGGACCUGGAGAAGACCCUGGCCACGCGCAUCCACUCCAUCCACCUCUCCACCUCCAAGGGCUCGGUGGUGUGACCCCCCUGGCUCCGCCCCCCCCCCCGUCAUCCCCGCCCCCCGCCGCCGUCCCUUUAACUCCACCGGGAGGAUUCGUAGAAAAACAGCAUCUCUUAGACCUGAACCCUCUGACUGUGUUUCACGUAGGAAACGUGCAUGAGCUCCACACCGUAGACUCCUCCCCCCCCCCGCCCGUCCUCCCUCCACCCCUCCCCCACCGCUUCACCCUCCCGCCCUCCGCCCGGACGCGGCAGCAGACGCUUCGCUCCGGGUCCAGAGUAAUAACGACGAGUAGCAGAGCCAGCGGGACUCCGGCUCGGAUCACUGUGUUCCUCAAACUGUGUGCAGAAGCCAAACACCUUCCUCAUCCUCCUCAUCGUCACAGGAACUUCCAGAGGGAGGGAGCGCCCCCCCCCCCCCCCCCCCCCCGCCGCCCGCCACGCCGCCGCCCGCCCUGCACACCCUUAUUUCUUUCUUUCUUUCUCUCUCCUGCAUGAAACCCCUGCGUGUAAAUACAGAGCCCUGCUGCUUCGUUUUUUUUAAACCGGUGUACAGUCGUCUCCGCACUGGCUCGGCUCGCCGCCCGCUCUGAAUGUGACCUCCGACCCCCCGCCCACCCCUCCGCCCGCCGUGCGUCCUGCUCCUGCAUGUUUUAAUCGGUUUCCUCCCGUUUUAGAUGAGAGUCGACGCGUCUGACUGAAGGAUUUUAGAUUUUUAAACCGAGAGCUUCAACGCUUCCGAACAGACCUUCACUUAUUUCUUCUUUUAAUUUAUCUUUUUACUAAAUAGAAGUGUUUUAAAGGACAGAGGUGGACCUGCACACUCUCAGUCUGGAAAACACACGAGCGUUCAAAAGAAGCAACUUGACCAUCAUUUUGCACGUUUUACAAAUUCCAGUGCAAAAAAAAAUCUGUAACCGGCAUCAACCUGUAAUUUUACCCAUUUUCAGUUUCCUUCCUGAAAAUAUAAAGUAUUUCGAUUCUGUUCUGUUCUCUUAGACACAUUUUACUUAUUCUUAUGACAGCAUUUCAUAUUUUAUUGAGAAAAAAAAAAAUUCCUUUUUUGUCAAAAUUUUAGAAAUCGAGAGAAUUUAUUUAUUUUAUUUUUUUAAAGACACAAAGUAUAAAAAGCCAGAUCGAGGAAGAACUCUCCAAAAACUUGAAUUUAUGUUGCCUGAUCGUCACAGUAGGUUCUCCUGAAGUGGGUAAAAUCUGCAGCUUUUGAUUUUGCAAUUUCAGCUCAGGUCCAGUGAAAAGACGAAGAAUCUGGAUUAAAAAAAAGUAGAUUUCCGUGCCGACAGUGUGCAGUAAUCCGCCCACCAGCUGAGCUUCUCGGGUCCGAGGCUUUAAAAAAAAAAAAAAAACCCAUUUCAUGAACGUAACAGUGCAACAAAAUCCAAA
This is a messenger RNA of Salarias fasciatus (jewelled blenny), 4685 nucleotides long. It is a transcript of the gene abtb3a, whose product is annotated as BTB (POZ) domain containing 11a. The transcript is spliced from 17 exons. Gene Ontology annotation, cellular component: nucleosome. NCBI's taxonomy places the organism in Eukaryota, Metazoa, Chordata, Actinopteri, Blenniiformes, Blenniidae. The record is from RefSeq and is a predicted model, not a curated record. Bases 208 to 3306 code for a protein of 1032 amino acids. Gene Ontology annotation, molecular function: DNA binding; protein heterodimerization activity; structural constituent of chromatin.